AUGGAGGUGGCUUUGGUUCCUGGGAACCACCUCGGUCACAUACCAGAGGAGCUCCUCCUCGACAUCAUCAAACAGCCGUGCCUGUCUGAUCUCGACCUCAUCUCCUUUGCACUCACCAAUCGUCGCCACUACAGAGUGGCAAUUUCUCCUGCAUACAAGGCACACAUUGAGCAGAGUCAUGGUUUAGCUAUCUACUGGGCUAUCAAAAACAAACGACAACGAACUCUGGAGCUGCUUAUCGAGAACGGCAUGAACCCCCACAUGGAUUUUGGAUCCGAUGAUGGACACCCACCCCUCGACGAACUCGGGACGGCGAUGGACGGACUCAAGUUCACCAAGGCAUAUAUGCCAAAGGCUAUCAACUUUGAGCAGAACAUCUGGGCCACCCCUCUUGCAUGUGCCGUAAUUCAUGGACGAAACUCCAUGGUGCGGUACCUGCUUGACAAAGGUGCAGAUCUCGAAGGGAUGUCAUUCGGACUGUGCAAUUGUUCCCAUUGUAUGUUACGCUUCUCCUCCUUGGCUGGCUCUACCGUUCCUCCACGUCUCAAUUUCGAAAAAAACCCGUGGAGGGAAGCUGGAGAGUGGAUCCCUCUACACUACGCGAUUUGCAAGGGGCAUGCCUCGACUGCAAAACUGCUGCUUGCACGUGGGGCAGAUGCUGAGGAUGUGGGUGGCGGGGUACCAGCCCUCUUUGUCGCCACACGUUUCGGGAGGAACGAAAUUGUGGACUAUCUCAUUGCGAACAGCGCUGCUGAUAUCAAUGCCGAGGGUGUUACCGGCUUAACGGCUUUGCACGUGGCCUUUGCUGCCCGCAAGUUCGAUCUGGUAGACAAAUACCUGGAGCAAGGCGCGGAUAUCGACUCCUCUUGCUAUGGAAGUAAUGGGCCUUGGACUAUUUUCUUGAUGGCAUGCGCAGAGGGCUUCUUCGAGCGAGCCCUGCAAUAUCUGCAGAAGGGUGCUAAUGCGCGGCUCAUCAUCGAGGAAUUUGUUCGGGGCAGCGUUGUGGGCCAAUUCACAGCUCUGAGACUCAUCUGGCAGCACAAAAUGGACGCUGACGACGUGAGGAGCGGGAGGCUCGCUUCCGCUAUGGCGCUGGAGAAGGAAAUCAUUGCAAGGAGCAAGACAGACCCUUCCUUCAACGAGGAAUCAGAGUAA
Diaporthe batatas is the source of this 1155-nucleotide messenger RNA. RefSeq lists its product as uncharacterized. Lineage: Eukaryota; Fungi; Ascomycota; Sordariomycetes; Diaporthales; Diaporthaceae. The record is from RefSeq and is a predicted model, not a curated record. The coding region runs from base 1 to 1155 and encodes 384 amino acids. The transcript has 2 exons. Gene Ontology annotation, molecular function: protein binding.